Molecule: messenger RNA, 2595 nt
Organism: Naegleria lovaniensis
Lineage: Eukaryota; Heterolobosea; Eutetramitea; Acrasida; Naegleriidae
Exons: 1
Coding region: 1-2595 (864 amino acids)
Molecular function (GO): protein binding
Source: RefSeq, a predicted model, not a curated record
AUGGUCACUUCUCAUCAUCAUCAUCUACCUCCAGAGAUUUUUGCCGAGAUCAUUUCCUUUGGUGAUCUUUAUGAUUAUUCAAACAUGAGACAACUGUCAAAAGCCAUGAACGAAUUAUGUUUGAAAUUCAUGCCACUCGACGUUGCUUGCAAAAAAGCUUACUUGGAUCAAUUCACCGAUUCAGAAUUUCAUCAAUUAAAUCCUUCCGUGAAAUAUCAUCGAUCCUUUCUCAAGAAUUUAUUAUGUGGUCAACCUCGUAAGAUCUCUCUUCUCUUGGAUGAAAUGGUUUCAAGAAAUCAUCAUUCUGGAUGUCGUUUGACCAGAGAGGAUUUUGAUUUUUUCGUUUAUUAUGCCAUAAUUUGCAAGAUCAUGAAGAAGGAUGCUUCUCCGACUUUUUCAAGGUCCUUGCUGAUGUCAAUUUUACCUUAUAGUUAUCGGUUGGAAUCAACAUCCUCCUCUUGGGAUGUCACACAGAUUGUACAGAAAAUUCCAGACAGCUUGUCAAGUAUUGCCGAGCAAUUAGAUUCUCGUUUGGUCUCUACAUUAACUUUCCGACAACAAUUACUCGAAUAUUCAAAAUUGAUUCGUCCACUAAAAGAAUGGUCCACGAAAUCCGAAAAGGACAUCUUGUCCAUGUUGACAUUGCCCUCUACUCCAAUGUUAUGCAAGUUAUGGUUCUUUUCUCUUCCCGUGUUGACCUUUCACUUGUUGGAAAACAAGUCUUUAAGUAAGACGAUUUUCGAACAACAUUUGGAACAAGAAGAUCGAACACACGAGUUGUUGUUUUUACACCAUUUCCAAAAGAGUCAAUGGUUUGGAUCUGAGAGCGACUUUUUCCAUAGUCGAUUCGUGAUGAAAAGUGUCAUUGUCAAAAAACCUGAACUAUUUUCCAAGUUACCAAAUUCGAUACAAAAUGAUUUAUUGGUGGCAUUGCCUGCCAUGAAGACGGAUUACAAACUUUUCCAAUAUUUGAAGGAUGAAAUGAAAAAGGACGAACAAAUUCUCACACUCAUACUGUCAUCCAUCAAAAGCUCAGAGUUUCUCGAGUUCGUGAGAAAACACACGACAACCGAGUCACAAUUUUUGAGUAUUCGAAAUGUCAUUUCCAACUCUUUCAAAAUUAUUGAUCAUUCCAUAACAGAUAAAACUCUCACCAAUUAUGAGCUUUUGGAACAUGCUAGUUCUGAAAUUAAGGAAAAUGAAAAGUUACUUUUGAAAUGUCUGGAAUUAUUUAGAACUUGUCAUGGAUAUUCCUUCCUUUCUAUUCGCACCAACCAUGAAGGGGCGAAACAUUGUGCCAAGCUUGAGACAUUUUAUGAACAUCAUCUAAACAAAGAUGUUCUAUUUUCGAGGCGAGUGGUUGAGGCCUGGCUUAAAAUUUCAUUUCCGAAUUAUCUCAAAAACAAUUUCACCAAGUUUGGAAAUGAUUUGGAAUUGAUCAAGAUGGCUCUGAAACAUGGAGAGUAUGGUGUUUUAAGACAACUCCCACCUGAAAUGCAACAAAAUUCGUCUCUUGCUUCGUAUCUUGUGGAAACUAAACCUGAACUGUUUCCACUUGUGUAUAAAUUAGUGCAGAAUGACAAGGAAACUGUGAAAAAAGCUAUUGACUUCAAUCCGUACUUCUUUGAGCUCGCUUCCGAAGAAAUUAGGAGUGAUGUUAGUUUCGUUUUAGAUUAUAUCACGAGAAAUAAGAAAUUUGGUAUCUUGAAACAUGCUUCGAAACACUUAUUAAGUGACACCAAGGCAAUGAUGAAAUUGGUACCUAUUUUCUUGCAACAAAAGUCGGGAAGUUUGUGUUAUUUUCCUUCGCAUGUGUUUUCAGAUUUAGAAUUCAUGUCCUAUGUGAUCCAGAGCGAUCCUCGUUAUGCCAGAUAUUUGUCACCAUUUGUUACCAAUGACUUUUUGAUCAAGUUAUACGUGAAGGUAUUUUCAGAGAUUCGUUAUCAAGACUGUAGUGUCAAAUUACAUAUAUUCUGGCAAGUACUUCCUUAUAAUUUGACACAAAAAUCCUUUUUCAUGGAAUUCAUUCCUACUUAUCCACAAUUAAUUAUUUCAUCUCCAUUCAGAUCUGACAAGGAAGUGUGUGAAGUGGUCAUUAAGACGGAUCCUCAAUAUGUCAUCUUUUGUUCCAUUGACGUUGUGUUGUCAGAGAAGCGUUUUGUGGACCUGUUUUUACAACACAUGAAAUCUACUCUUGCCAAUGUCUACAGACAAACCAUCUCCAGCACUGCAUCCUGCGUUAACCAUGCUUCCGCUUAUACUCCUUUUUACUUACCUUUUGCUAGCGUGGUUUUAGAACCUGUGAAAACUUCACAACACACCACACGUGGCAACAAGCAACAAGGUUCGAAACAAGCCAAGCCUCCAUUGAGCACAUUGAACUCGGGCAUUCACUCGUCAUCAACAACCUCUACACCUGAAAAAUCCGCUUCAUUUUCCAAGUCAUUCGUUGAGGUUGCAAGAACUUCUUCUGUGGACAAGAAUUCUAAACAAGAUGUGGUAUCAUCUAACAAACAAAAUCGUUCCAAAGUUGCCAAAAAAUCAUCCUCGAAAAGGGGAACAAAAAUUGACCUUGACACCCUUCGUAAAUUGUAA